Bombus pascuorum is the source of this 2487-nucleotide messenger RNA. RefSeq lists its product as uncharacterized. NCBI's taxonomy places the organism in Eukaryota, Metazoa, Arthropoda, Insecta, Hymenoptera, Apidae. The record is from RefSeq and is a predicted model, not a curated record. The coding region runs from base 581 to 1996 and encodes 471 amino acids. The transcript has 3 exons.
CAUGCAUGUAUUUACGAUCUUCUCGAAUAGAAACAUGAAAGACACAUGAGUUUCUGAAUAAAUUGUUAAACGUCUUACGAGCAAAAUACUCUGUCAAGACUUGGACGAUAGAAGAGACAGUGGUAUAUAAUCUUAACAACAUAGUAGAGGAAGUAUUCUCAUCGGGAUACGAUUAAUGGAAGCGUAUUUCAUGUCAACGUGGCUGCAUUCACCUUGACCGAAGAAAGUGUUACACCGGUCUUUAACCCGUGCCGGUCGAUUCAUGAAUGUACAUUGUACGACUAUAUCGGUGCGUCUACUUUUACCGUAUCGAUCAUUCGAUGCUCGUACUUUGUAAUUGAAUCGCAAUUCGAGUCAGAAACACGGUAUUAGUAGCAAAAAUGUUACGAGAUACUGUUCAGUUUUUUUUCUCACGCGAAAGUAAGAACAAAUUGUUGAAAAGUAGAAUAGAUAACAGAAGAAAGGUGUUGGUUGAUAAUCAUUCUAAACGCGUAACGACAUCGGUGUGAACAUUUCUGCAUAACUAGUUUCUUUCUUCGCUUUGACCAGCAGCCAUAUAAGUGGAACGAUUCGAGAAACCAUGAACGCGGCAACAAUCUUGUUGGUCCUCGUGAUAGGAUUAGCCAACGGUCAAUUGAAUUUCGAGGGUAACCCGUUGACGGAGGAUACCGAGUAUACGGCUGUGGAAUCACGAUUCUCUGAAAAAACUACAGGACGACAGGAAACCACAGUGGACGUGAUCAAUGCCUCGGCAGAAUCUCCUCAAAACAUUCAUCUACUAUUCUCAGACGUUAAAAACUCAUCCCAAUAUGCAAAUCCGAUAGAAACUUCCAUCGAUGAUCAUCCAGUGAAUCAUACAUGGUCGCACCUUGCGAAGCAACAGAAGAUCGUUCAAUCGAGUCGUCAUCUGUCUGCGAAUACGUACAAUCAAGGAAUCGCCUCCGUCAACAAUGUUGAAGUUGCCUUGAACUCUUUUCUUAAUUCGAAGACGCCAGAGGAAUCACGUCUGUCUUUGGACCAUUAUUUACAAAGCCGAGAAACUCCUCAGAAUGCCAAAGCAAUGAUCACCAAUCAACAGCAAUUAACGCAACAGCCAGUAACACGUGUUAAUCAGGAGACCGUGUCUUCUCCGGUGAACCAACACUUGACUGCGCAACUCAUGCAACAAAGGCAGGCGCCGCCAACUUUUCCAGUUGGCCAACCAGCUAAUCAACCGACCUAUGGUGCGCCUGUGAACUCGGUGAAUCUUCGUCCGACUAUGUCAAAUCCGGCAACCGCGUCACUGAUGCAGCAACAGCAUAUGUUACAACCGUACGCAUCCGGAAUUCAAGCAAGGAACGACGUUUACUAUCCUGGGUGGUAUCAACGCGUAAGAAGGGUGCGUGGAAAGCCGUUUCCCUAUGCACAAUCCAGGGGUGGUCCAGGAUUCUACGCCGGUCCGGUUCCUCCAGUGCCGUUCAAGCAGAAAGGCCCACCCGUUGAAGUAAUCUACACGAAGCCACCAGGAUUUCAUCAUGGGCCACCACCUAUCAGCAACCCUCCGGUUCCGUACGAAGACGCUGGUGCUUGGUUCCCUGAAGUUGAUCGUCCACCGCCAACCAAAGAUGUUUACUAUUCUCAGCUAUACGCUCAAUCCUAUGAUCCUUAUUACUACAAUUAUAUCGCCAAAACGGGCAAAAUAAAACCUCAUCUGUACGGCAAAUUAGGUAAGUAUCACGAAGAAGAAGGGGACGGUAUCUGGGGAGAAUUGUAUCGAGGAUUCAAGAAACACGGCCUGAAGAAUAUCAUGACACCGACGUUUCUCUUGGGAAUGACUCUCCCUGUGGUCACUCUGAUGCUCACGGCUCUCGUGCAGAAAAGGUCUCUGUCCAGGUCGGAUUCGAGAGAAUUGACAAUGGAGAACACGAUCCAGGAUUAUUUAGAACAAGUUCAGAAAGCCGUGGAAUGUUACGAGAAGAAACGUAGGAAGAGGAACACGAGUACAGAUGAGUGUUAGAACUAUGAUUGAUUUUAUUAAUUUAUUGAAUUUGGAUAUCGAAUGGGUAAUAGAUGAAAUGGAAGGAUAUCUAAAAAUUUUGUACAUAAUUAGUGUAACAUAUUAACGAGGGAAAUGCUCGUAAGAUUGUGUAGAACAGAGAGUGAUUUCUCUUAGAAAUGAUUCUCUGUCGCAGUCGGUGGUUUAUAGCGAGUGAUUAAUUACAUAAAAUCGCGGUAGACCAUCACGAGAUAUCAAUGGGAAGAAGGUGACAGUGAAACGUCUCUCGCGACGAGAGUGGCUAAACGUGAGAAGAAAACUUUCGCGGGUCAAUUACCUACGACCCUAUUCGCAUCCGCGUGGGUGUGCAACUCGCGGAUAGUAAGAUUAAUUACCAAUGAUAUCGAGCUACUUUUACUUUUCUAAUAAAUUACUCGACCACAAGUGGAUUAGUAGUAGCGGCUUUGAUUAUAAACGAUGCGAUUAGGAAAUACAAAAACGUUGAAACUUUA